Messenger RNA from Didymodactylos carnosus, 444 nucleotides. NCBI's taxonomy places the organism in Eukaryota, Metazoa, Rotifera, Eurotatoria, Philodinida, Philodinidae. The record is from the annotation of a GenBank genome assembly.
AUGACAAGAGGACUAAGUAAGAAACAUCAACAGUCAUCACAGCAAGAUAAAGAUAUCGGUAUUGAUGUACACCAAUUGGCAAGACAAAUAUUUCAAUCAAAAGAAUUUAUUGAGGGCGUAUCAAGUUUGAUUAAAAAAGCUAUUGCACCUUUACAACAACGUAUCAAAUUACUGGAAGAUCGUUUAGAAAAAUUAGAAUCAAGUCAUAAUCAUUUAGCUACAUAUGAUCGUCGUUUAAAUCUUCGAAUACAUGGAAUUCCAGAAGUACAAGGCGAAAAUGUCGAACAACUGGUGAUUGAUACAUGUUCAAGUAUAGGUGUCAAUAUUACAUCUGGUGAUAUUUCUGUGUAUCAUCGUUUAAAGAUCGUGACCUCAAGGAAAGUACCGGAUUGCUCUGUUCUGUUUCGAGAAUUGGAUUGUUUCGUUUUGGGGGAAGAAUAUUGA